AUGCGGAAUAUCACCAUAUCUUUGGAGGAACCACUCACACAAACAUACAUGGCGCAUGCAGCGUUGCUUGCUGUUAAACUACUGGCCUUGAGCCCCAUUGCAGCCUUCACAUGGGUUAAUAAAGGUCUGUUCCCAAACACUGAUAUCAUUCGAAGAGCAUAUCUAUCAGAGCUAAAGAACUUGGCUCCCUUUUGGAUUGUUGGUGCAUUGUAUGUGACUACUGGGCCAUCGGUUCCGCUAGGCAAAACUCUCAUUAGAGCAUAUACUAUAUCUAGGGUCUGUGUGGUACUUGGAUACGCUACAAAACCCAUUCCAGCCCUAAUUUCCGACCUAGCUCUUAUUACGUCAUACUUUAUUAACUCUUAUAUGUCUGUGUGUGUUAUUUAUAAGUACAAAGAUUGUUUAUAUCGGUUUGUUUCAUUUAAUACUUUUAAACUAGUUUCUGGCUCUGUUCGUUGCCAAAAUGUAGGAGUUCAUUGGAUCGUUCAUUCAAGCAUAGCAAGUUUAAAUAACAUUUAA
Pieris macdunnoughi is the source of this 519-nucleotide messenger RNA. The record is from the annotation of a GenBank genome assembly. Lineage: Eukaryota; Metazoa; Arthropoda; Insecta; Lepidoptera; Pieridae.